Molecule: messenger RNA, 939 nt
Organism: Aspergillus bombycis
Lineage: Eukaryota; Fungi; Ascomycota; Eurotiomycetes; Eurotiales; Aspergillaceae
Product: putative mitochondrial phosphate carrier protein (Mir1)
Exons: 3
Coding region: 1-939 (312 amino acids)
Biological process (GO): mitochondrial phosphate ion transmembrane transport
Cellular component (GO): mitochondrial inner membrane
Molecular function (GO): phosphate transmembrane transporter activity
Source: RefSeq, a predicted model, not a curated record
AUGUCCUCUAAAGCCGAAUCCCCCGCUCCCGCUGCUCCUCAGCAGCUCAGCGGCCUUGCUCUCUACUCCAGAUUCGCCUUCGCUGGUGCUGUCUGCUGCUCCGUCACCCACGGAGCUCUUACUCCUGUCGAUGUCGUCAAGACCAGAAUCCAGCUUGACCCCGUCACCUACAACCGUGGUAUGAUCGGUGGUUUCCGUCAGGUUAUUGCCAACGAGGGUGCUGGCGCUCUCCUCACUGGUUUCGGUCCUACCGCCGCCGGUUACUUCCUUCAGGGUGCUUUCAAGUUCGGUGGUUAUGAGUUCUUCAAGCAGCAGUGGAUUAACCAGCUCGGUUACGAGACUGCCUCCAACAACCGCACCGCUGUCUACCUUGCCUCUUCCGCCACCGCCGAGUUCUUUGCCGAUAUCGCUCUUUGCCCUCUUGAAGCCACCCGUAUCCGUCUCGUCUCUCAGCCUACUUUCGCUACCGGUCUCCUGAGCGGUUUCGGUAAGAUCCUCAAGAACGAGGGUGUCGGCGCUUUCUACUCUGGAUUCGGACCCAUUCUCUUCAAGCAGGUUCCCUACACCAUGGCCAAGUUCGUCGUUUUCGAGAAGGCUUCCGAGUCUAUCUACCGCAGCUUUGACAAGGAGACCCUCACCGAUGGUGCUAAGACUGCCAUCAACCUUGGCUCUGGUCUCAUUGCUGGUUUCGCUGCCGCUCUCGUCUCCCAGCCCGCUGAUACUAUGCUGAGCAAGAUCAACAAGACCCCCGGUGAGCCUGGUGAGGGUACUGUCUCUCGUCUCAUCAAGAUCGGUAAGGAGCUUGGUCUCCGUGGCUCCUACGCCGGUAUUGGUGCCCGUCUGUUCAUGGUUGGUACCUUGACUGCUGGUCAGUUCGCCAUCUACGGUGACAUCAAGCGUCUCUUGGGUGCCACUGGCGGUGUUGAGAUCGGCAAAUAG